This is a messenger RNA of Closterium sp. NIES-67, 1541 nucleotides long. Lineage: Eukaryota; Viridiplantae; Streptophyta; Zygnematophyceae; Desmidiales; Closteriaceae. The record is from the annotation of a GenBank genome assembly.
GAGUGGUUCUACGUGGACAUGCACGGGGAGGUGCAGGGCCCCUUCAGCUCGCAGAAGAUGCAGCGCUGGUGGACCAACCCCCUCUACAAGGACCACUUCUCCUCGCUCAAGUGCCGCAGAGGUCACCAUGGUGAAUUCCGCCUGCUGCCUGAAAUAGCGGAGGAAGUGGCCGCUAAAGGACCUCCUCCGGAAUCACCCAAGCAACUUGGGUACAAAGAGCUGAUUAACCUGGGGAAGAACCGGGAGAGUGAGCGGUACGUGCGGUCGGGGUCCCGCAAGGAGGAGAGCGACCUGGCGAAGGAGGUGGAGGACUUGAAGCAGCAGGUGGAGAGGCUGGAGGUGGAGAACGAGGGGCUGCGCAACUCGCAGGAAGACACCUUCAUUCUGCGCAUGCAAGUGGAGCGUCUGCUACGAGAGAAGGCAGAGCUGGCCCGGGAGGUGACUAUGCUGAAGCGCGAGAAGGAGAGUCUGCAGGAGCUGCUGCAGUAUGCACAGCAGUUUGACAUCGCGGACGAGGGUGUGGCAGACGAGCUCAUUGCCGGGGAGGAGGAGUGGGUGGGGGAGCAAGGGCUGGGCGGGUCAGACAGGGCAACAGAAGAGUGGUUUGAAGAGUUGAGGGUUGCCUCUCAAACGGUGCAGAGUGGUUUGGAGGAUGCUCAGGCUUAGAGUAAGUUGGGUGGGGGAAAAAGAGGGAUGGAUCGGUUAAGGGAGAGGAGGAGAGUCUGCAGGAGGUGCCUCCAGUGCGCGCAGCAGACUUUUGAAUCGACUUCAAAGUCAGCUUGUCGGGGGGAGCUGAUGCAGUACGCACAGCAGUCAGACAUUGCGAAUGAAGGUGGGGGGAGGAGUGGGGGGAGAGCAGGGGUUUGGGAGUGGGUCAAAACAAGCAACGGAGGAGUGGUUUGAAGAGCUGAGAGCUGCAUCUCAAACGGUGCAGAGUGGUUUGGAGGAGGCUCAGGCGUAGACUAUGUGGGUGGGGGGUCGGAUCAAGCCACGGAGUGGUUUGAAGGGCUGAGAGCUGUGUCCCAAACGGUGCAGAGUGGUUUGGAAGAUGCUCAGGCUUAGAGUGUGUCAGGGAAGGAGAGAGAGGGAUGGAUCAAGCAGCAGGGUGGGGAAGGAGGAUGCACGCGUUGGCGGGAGCUGCCUGGAGCAGCAGGCACAGCCAAAGGCACAGCAGGGUGGCUCUACCCGUAGUGUAUGAGCUUCUGUAGGCGGGCGACGCAGCAGCAGCUGCAGCAGUGUAGCGCAUCAGCCUAUGGGAUGCUUUAGUCAGCUUUAGUCAGCUGGGAUGCAUUAGUCAGCUGGGACUGGGAUGCUGUAGUCAGCUUUAGUCAGCUGGGAGGGAUGCAUUAGUCAGCUGGGCCUGGGAUGCUUUAGUCAGCUUUUCUCGCCAGCUUAGGCAAUCUGGUUGCAAUCAAGAGGAGCUUUCAGAUGCCUUGUGUGGUAGCCGCUGCAAGUUUUCUCACCAGAUUUUACGUACGGUAGUUGUAGCUAGGCUUGAUUUUAUAUCACUGGAAUAUUGUUAUAGCUUUCCAUUCUAUGAU